AUGAAUAAAAAUGAAGUGAACAACUUUUUGUGCCAGUUUGAUUUCUCCGCCCUGGAGGAGUUGGACCCAUCACUAGCGGACGGUUAUACCGCAUGUUACAGAAAAGAAGUUCCAUUCGAGAUAAAGGUGGAGCAGGCGAAAGACGGACCUCAGGAAAUAGGUUCACUGGAAGUUAUAACGGUGAAACUGUUAACGUUGGGGGAGGAAUCAAAGCCCAAGCGCAUCAAGAUAGAGCUAACCUGCGAAGCGGACCUAUUUUUUCACUUUACGCAAACAGUAGAUGAACGCUCGUUUGAAGCCAUGCAAACUAGCCAAAAGCUUAUGAUUAAUUUUUCUGAAUAUUUGGAAGUUUUAAUAAAAAUGUUCAACUCCUGUAUAGGGGAUCCGCACAGCUUUUUGGCUGUUCUCACUGUGAAGAAAGAUGGAAAAGCCCGGCUGGAUUUCAUAAAGAACGUUGAAUAUAAGUUCAUCGAACUACUGGUGUGUGAGCUUGUCCAGUCCUCCGAGGAAACCAUAAGGGAGAGCAUUUCCUACAGGUAUAAUGCCAUCAAGUCGAAAAACUCCAUAAUGUACAAAAGGUUGCAAGACAUAAAUCUGUUAAUCAAGUCGAAGAAUCCAUCCCUCUUAAUGCAACUCCAAAAAACGGUAAGCAAACAAAUGGAACUUAGGAAGAACAGACACUACAUCAGAAGCAUAUAUAACGCGAGUUGA
Molecule: messenger RNA, 711 nt
Organism: Plasmodium knowlesi strain H
Lineage: Eukaryota; Apicomplexa; Aconoidasida; Haemosporida; Plasmodiidae
Exons: 7
Coding region: 1-711 (236 amino acids)
Source: RefSeq, a predicted model, not a curated record